This is a messenger RNA of Galdieria sulphuraria, 2144 nucleotides long. RefSeq names its product U3 snoRNP component Utp15p-like protein. NCBI's taxonomy places the organism in Eukaryota, Rhodophyta, Bangiophyceae, Galdieriales, Galdieriaceae. The transcript has 3 exons. Gene Ontology annotation, cellular component: nucleolus. The record is from RefSeq and is a predicted model, not a curated record. Gene Ontology annotation, biological process: rRNA processing; positive regulation of transcription by RNA polymerase I. Gene Ontology annotation, molecular function: protein binding. Bases 33 to 1592 code for a protein of 519 amino acids.
AAUUGAUCAACGUCGACUUUUGGCCAGUUGAGAUGGCACAACCCUUUGCACCAGUUAACAGAAAGUCUUUCCCAGCAGUUCCGCUCCGAACGACAAAAGACGCCAGAUAUUGGAAGUCUUUCAAGGUCUCGAGUGAAAUACUUCAACCUGCCACGGUUACCGACGUUGAGUUUUGUCCAGCAACUUCGAAUACGCUUAUUUCCACCUCAGGAACUCAAAUAUCUGUUAUUUCUGUUGAAAGGGGUCAAAUUAUGAAUCGAAUUACUUCUUUCAAAGAGCAUGUUUAUGGCGGAAGUUUUAGGAAGGAUAGUGCACUUAUAGCUGCAGGUGGAGAGGAAGCCAUCGUUCGUGUUUUUGACGCAAAGAAAAGAAACCUUUUACGAAGUUUUUCUGGUCACAAUGGUGCUGUUCACUCCACAAAAUUCUCCCACGAUGGUAUUCGUGUGAUGUCGGGUGGCGACGAUCAUGUUGUUCGCUGUUGGGAUCUCCCGACAGAAAGUUGUUUAUUUGAACUUGUCCAUCAUAGAGACUUUGUACGUUCUCAGGCUUGUUGUCCUUCGCCUCACCUAUGGGCCACCGGCUCUUAUGAUAAAAAGAUGCGAUUGUUUGAUCUUCGAUCGAAAGAAGUUAUAUUCGAAUUGAAUCAUGAUAGUCUUAUUGAAGAUAUUUUAGUUUUUCCUAGUGGUACUUUGGCUGUAUCAGUCGGAGGAAACAGUGUACGAGUGUGGGAUCUAUUCACCGGUGGGAGAAUGCUUGCGAAUCUUCAAAAUCAUUCUAGAGCAGCUAUGUGUGCAUCACUUGAUGGCUCGGGUUCUAGGCUCAUUACAGGUGGCUUGGAUCAACAAGUAAAGGUUUAUAAUACUUCAUCCUUUGAAAUGGUUGCUUCUGUAUGGAUUGAAGGAGAAGUUGUAUCUAUUUCGUUGAGUCAAGACGAGCAUUUUUUGGCUUGUGGUUUAUCCAAUGGGAAAUUGAUUUUGAAGCGACAUUCACCUGUUAGUAGUUUAAGAGAUGGAGAAGUGGAAGAACAUGGAAGAGAUACAUAUCAAGUUGUAAGUGCGUCAACUAUUGGGACAAAGAGGACAGAUGCAGUUCCUGGAACACUUCGUUAUUUUUUUAGGGGACAAAAUCAAAAAGCUCGCCCUGAAGACGCUGCUGUUCCAAAACCUCCAAAGAUAAAGUUGAGAAAACAUGAUAAAAUGCUUCAGUCGUUUCGAUAUAGCGAUGCUCUUGAUGCAGCUAUGGAAACAGGCCAAACUGCAUUUUCUUGUGCUGUUAUUGAAGAACUUGUUUCAAGAAAUGGAUUGAAGACAGCGUUGUCUGGAAGAGACGAAGAAAGUUUGCUUCCAGUAUUACAGCUUCUUACGAAGAAUAUGCAAAAUCCUUAUUAUUCGCACACUUUGAUAGGUCUUACAAAGGUUGUAUUAAGUAUUUAUGAGCAAGUUUUGAUAAGUUCGAAUCGUUUGAGGCCUUUUUUAGAGAAGCUUUUGAGCCAAGUGAAAGAAGAAAUUCAGAUACAAAGGGAAAUGAAGCGCACAAUUGGACAAACAAAAGCCAUCCUUUCUACUUGUGAAAAGGUUGGUCAUAAGCAGUGAUAGAUGAAAGUAGAUAAGUUGACAUUCUGUGGAAACAACUUGGCUAUCAACAGUCUUAGUAAUAUUGGAAAGGAUGUCUUUUGGUUAUACAAGAUUCUUUCUCGAUUGCUUUAUCGGAAAGUUAUAUUUGUUUCAGAUAUCAAAAUGUCGUAGCAACUCUUCUCUAUAACAACCAAAGCGAAUGAAGCUGGCCUCUCGAAACUUUUAGGGUUUUGGACAUUUUGACAGAAGAAAUUACUUGCACAAUUCUUGAUGUUCAUUAGUCAUAGUGAGAAAUCUAGGAAGCUUUGCUGUUUUCGUUGUAUCAUGAUAACGAAAGGAAUGUAGCUGAGGAUUGUUGAAUCAAAACUUUCAGAUAGGUAUCCUUGAAGAAUGUGAUGGAAUCUUCAGUCGUAAAGAUGUAUUUUCUCAUGACAAAGAAAGAUGAGUUGGCAACUUUAGAAGGAGAAUUUAUGGGAAGCAACAUUUUGUAAAAUAGAUAUAAAAAGACGCCAAUUCGAUGAGGAAGUAUAUUUUGGUCAUUCAAAGAGAAAUAUAGUUUUACUAAUCCCA